CUUUAAAUUAUUUAAUUGAAUCCUAAAUCUAUUUGGGAGAAAGAGAAAACAGAAAAAGCACUGUUGGUAUGUGGUGGUGUUGGUAAGUUGGUAGAGGGAGAACUAGAAAUCCAUAAUAGUGACAAAGGUUAGUAUAGAAUAGAGAGAUAGAAUAGUAAGUGACAAAAGAGCAAAAAAAAUGGUAAGCGUGGGCUUAAAUUCCGUUGCCUGUUGCUUUCCCUGAUGGAAGAGAAGAUUGCACUAAAAAAACUUAGCAACAAAUUGUAGCACAUCAUCAUCCUAUUCACUUCAUUAUGCCUACAAUCAUGAUUCUUGGUUCCAUCACCCGCAUGCUUUCUUCCAAACACCUUCACUACUACAUCCUACACACUCUCAUUCUGAUUCGCACACACCUAUAAAUCUCAUUGACCCCCCAAUCCUUUCUCUCACCUCAUCCUUCCAAUCAAACAUUUCUCUCAACCUUUCUCUGCAACUACCCUUCUCCCCUCUGUUACAUUUACAUUCCCUCUUCCUAACACUCACACACACUCUUCCAAAUGGCCGUCUCGGGUUUCGAAGGCUUCGAGAAAAGAUUGGAGCUUCAUUUCUUCGGCGAUGAUCCGGCCAUCUUCCCACUUGGGCUAAGGAAGCUUGAGUUUGAAUCACUGGAACAGGUCCUCGAAGCUGUCCAAUGCACUGUCGUUUCAGCAGUAGGAAACUCCUACUUCGAUGCCUACGUGCUGUCAGAAUCAAGCCUCUUUGUUUACCCGACCAAGAUCAUCAUCAAAACAUGUGGCACAACCCAGCUUCUGAAAUCCAUUCUUCCCUUGAUCCAAUACGCUCACCACUUAGGCCUCACCCUCUCCUCUUGCCGCUACACCAGAGGAAGCUUCAUCUUCCCCAAGUCACAACCUUUCCCUCACACCAGCUUCAAGGACGAGGUUACCUACUUGCAAGACACAAUCCCUUCAAACCUCUGCUUCAGAAAAGCCUCCAUCAUGCCCUCCAAAUCUUCUUCACACUCUUGGCACGUCUUCACCGCCAACGAUAGCACACACGCUCUCCCCCACCUGCCCUAUGAUCAUGACAACGAGUUACUAUUCACCAUGGAGAUCUGUAUGACCGAGCUGGACCCUAUCCUCGCACGAAAGUUUUUCCGGCCACCGGAGGACGGAAAAUCCGGCGACUCUGCCGGGAAGGAGAUGACGGAGCUCACCGGGAUAAACGAAAUCAACCCGGACGCGCUUAUCUGCGACUUCGCGUUCGACCCGUGUGGGUAUUCCAUGAAUGGCAUGGACGGGGAUUGGUACUCCACCAUCCACGUCACUCCGGAGGACGGUUUCAGCUACGCCAGCUUCGAGUGUGUCGGGUCCGUCAACGACAUGGCACACGUGUUGAGGAAGGUGGUGAAGAUUUUCCGUCCCGGGACGAUGUCCAUAUCGACGACGUGCAAUGGCUUCGGCAACGACAUGUGGACGCAGAUGGCGAGUGCGGUGGAGCCUCUGGGCAUGAAAUGUCGGAGCUUUGCAAUGGACCAGUUCCCCGACGGCGGCACCGUGGUUUUUCAAACGUUCAGCGGGCGCCGGAAAAGUGUCUAAAGGCGGAGAAAGUAAAAGAAAGUGGCGGCGGAGAGAAAUAUGAUAGGUAGGAAGUUAGAGUUAGUUGAAAAUUUUAGGGGGGAGAUGAGGUGGCAGAAAGUGAUUGGUUGUGGAGAUGAUGGAUGUGGAGAAGUGGGUGGUAAGUGAUGCAGAAGUAGAAGAGGGUGGAGAUGAAUGGAGAUUCAUUGGUGUUUGGAAUAUUAUGAAAAAGGAGAAGAUGAAAUGAAGGAAGCAAUGUAAGGUUGGGAUACUGGCCAUGAUCAUGAUAAUGCACCCCACUUAGGCUUGUCACGCCUAAGAUUUUUGAAGAUGUGUAGUGGGUGUAAAAGUGCUCUUGUUUGAGGUUAUAUUCAACUUUUUUUUUUUUUUUCUUUUCUUUUCUCUCCUUCCCUCCCUCUCUUGUCUUUUAUGCUUUGUUUGUAGAGUAUUAAAGAACAAAAUCACACUUUUCUUUUUCCUACAUUUUUUGUUCAUUAGGUGUGUAUAUUUAUCAUCUCUCUUCUGCUACACUAUGUUCUGGGAGUUCAGCAAUCAAAAAGAGCAUAGGUGCAUGAGGCAUUACAAGAAUCAUACGUAAUAAAGUUUGUUUUCUCACAUCUUUUAUUAUGGCUUUCGGCGUAUUAAUUGUAGAAAAUAUGGUAGGAAGUAAGAAUGGUGGUGAGCGUUAAAGUGCAUGAGGGCAUUAUUGCAUGCGAUAUGUAGAAGGCAAAGAGAUUAUUAUUAAAGUAGGAGACAAGUACAGAAAGCACUAUAAAAUUCAUGGUUCCCCUUUUGUAAACUACUUAGGAGAUCUUUCAAAAAAGUUUCAUAAGUAUAGCUGUUGGGUAUAAUACACGUUUUAAGUUACACCAUCAAACCUUCAAACCCUCAAAACCACACACACCAUACAAU
Vigna radiata var. radiata (mung bean) is the source of this 2468-nucleotide messenger RNA. Its product is annotated as S-adenosylmethionine decarboxylase proenzyme 4-like. Gene Ontology annotation, molecular function: adenosylmethionine decarboxylase activity. The record is from RefSeq and is a predicted model, not a curated record. Bases 537 to 1577 code for a protein of 346 amino acids. The transcript has a single exon. Gene Ontology annotation, cellular component: cytosol. Gene Ontology annotation, biological process: spermine biosynthetic process; spermidine biosynthetic process. NCBI's taxonomy places the organism in Eukaryota, Viridiplantae, Streptophyta, Magnoliopsida, Fabales, Fabaceae.